This is a messenger RNA of Sporothrix brasiliensis 5110, 2997 nucleotides long. RefSeq lists its product as uncharacterized. Bases 1 to 2997 code for a protein of 998 amino acids. The record is from RefSeq and is a predicted model, not a curated record. The transcript has 2 exons. Gene Ontology annotation, molecular function: shikimate 3-dehydrogenase (NADP+) activity; 3-phosphoshikimate 1-carboxyvinyltransferase activity; 3-dehydroquinate dehydratase activity. Lineage: Eukaryota; Fungi; Ascomycota; Sordariomycetes; Ophiostomatales; Ophiostomataceae. Gene Ontology annotation, biological process: chorismate biosynthetic process.
AUGGCUUCGGUGCUGAGCGGCGUCAAGCGCUCGUUCGCCGCAGCGUCGGCCGACUGGGACGGACCUACGGCAGCAACUCGACCACAGGCAUUGGAGAGUGAGAGUGCAGCAAACGCAAGAGUAACAACAUCGUCGACAUCCUCAGUGUCCUCGAUAUCCUCCACAAAGUCCGCCUCCUCGGCCAUGGACACCGCAAUUCCAAGGAUACAGCUGCCGGCGACACAUGCAGCCGAGGCCGCAAACCAUUCACGAAACGCAUCGUUGCCCUCCUCCACCUCACAGCCGUCUGGCCGACCACACUAUGACGCUGACGCCUCCGUCAUCCUUACUGGCGUCCGCGGCGCCGGCAAGUCCACUCUCGCCGUGAUAGCGUCUGCGGCGAUGCGCCGCAAGAUCGUCGAGGCCGACAAGGUCUUCUCCGACACCCACGGCCAGCCCAGCGGCGCCUUCCAGCGCGAGCACGGCAUCCUCGCCUACCGCAAGGCACAGUCUGCUGUCCUGCAGCACAUCCUCGAGACGCACCGCCGGGGGGCCAUUAUUGUGUGCUCGUGGAUGGAGCGUGACGUCCAGGCCCGCCUGUCGCAGUGUGCAGCCACCAACCCCAUUGUCCUGAUCCUGCGGGACACGGCGGCCAUCCAGACGCAUCUGCGCGUGUGGGACGACGCGCGCGUCCAGGACCUGGUCACGGCCAGCGGGCCCGUCUUUCGGCGGUGCGCCCGCUUCGAGUUCUUCAACAUCUCGGAGACGCCCUCGACCGGCCUCAGCGAGGCAGCGAGCAUGCGUGUCACGCACAGUGCCCAGGCCAACUCUGCCUCGACCGGCACGACCACCCCCGACGAAGACAGCGACGCCCGCGGGCCCGCGCCCUACCUCACCCUCAAGCGCGCCGAGCGCCACUUCCUCAAGUUCCUGUCCCUCAUCCUGCCCCGCGGCGCCAUCCCCUUCAUCGAGUCCGCCUACCCCCUGGCGUCUCUGGCGACCGAGGACCGCCAGUUCACCUAUGCCCUCUCGGUUCGCCUGUCCGACUUUGCCGCCGGCGAUGUGGACGUCGAGGAGAUGGAGGCCGGUGCCGACGCCAUCGAGCUGAUUGUCGACUGCGUCCCCGCCGCCCGCGACACCGCCUAUCCCCGGCUCAUCACGCCCCAGCAGGCCAACAACAUCAGCCGCAUCGUCAGCCACAUCCGCCGCAGUACGGUGAUUCCCAUCAUCUACCACGUCGUGCUGCCGGACCCGGAUACGGCGGCACAGAACGAAAACCAGUGCAGUGCCUACCUGUCGCACGUGCUGCACGGCCUGCGCCUGGCCCCAGAUUACGUCACCGUUGAUUUGAGACUGCCCGACGCCGAAAUUGCCCGCGUGCGAGCUGCCACCUGGUCCUCGCGUAUUAUCGGGACGGUCGACGUCGAGGGCCCAUCCCCGUCUGCGCCGUCUGCGACACCACCUCCCUCGUGGCACGACCCUGCCUGGCUGGCGUACUACCGCCGCGCCGUCGACCUUGGCUGCCAUGUCGCUCGCCUGACGCGCCGUGCCGUCGAGCUCAGCGACAACUUUGAGGUCUCCCAGUUCAUCUACAGCGCCAAGAUGUCCUCGUCCUCCCCCUCAACACCGGCCAUCCCUCUCAUCGCCUACAACACCGGCCCCAAGGGCCGCUUCUCUGCCUGCUUCAACACCGUCCUCACAUCCGUUGUUGCCGAGUCACCAGCAGCAGCGAUUUCUACCGUAAUCGGCUCGGCCAAUGCCGUAGACGCUGCCGACACACGGACACCCACCACGCCCACGUCUGACUUCGUCUCACGGCCAACACGCCCUCCGUCUCCGUCCGACUUUGCAUCCUCCUUAUCGUCCUCAUCCUCGUCUUCUCUCACCGCCCGCCAGGCCACUAUCGCCCUUGCGUCUGCCUUUGUCUACGAACCCAUGCGCCUCUACGUCUUUGGCGCGUACGUCGACUACAGCGUAUCGCCCGCCAUGCACCAUGCCGCCCUGGCCGCCUGUGGGCUGCCCCACACCUACCGUCCCAACUCCACGGACUCCAUGGAGCUCAUCAACACUCUGAUUCACGACCCGCGCUUUGGCGGCGCCUCCAUCGGUUUGCCCUUCAAGGUGUCGGCCAUCCGCCUCACCCACACGCUCAGCAGCCACGCCCGUGCCGUCGGCGCCAUCAACACCAUCGUCCCCAUCCGCCAGCUCAAGGCCGACGGCAGCGUCCCCGACUACGGCCAGAUUCUGACGACGCGCAACCAGUCGGGCCCCGUGCUCGCCAUUUACGGCGAGAACACGGACUGGAUCGGCAUUCGGGCCUGCAUCCGGCGGGGCCUGUCGCCGGCGAAUGCGGUCCGGCCAGGCAGCGUCGGCCUCGUGAUUGGCGCCGGCGGCAUGGCGCGCGCGGCCGUCUAUGCGAUGCUGCAGCUGGGCGUCAAGCAGAUUGUCGUCACGAACCGGACGGUGGCCAAUGCCGAGAAGAUGGUCGCCCACUUCACGGGCAUGCUCGACCGGGGCGAGAUGGCGUGGCUGAGCCGCGGCGAAGCCGCCGACCAGACGCAGACGCAGGCGCAGACGCAGACGCAGACGCAGACGCAGUUCCACGUCAUGCGCACGCACGACGACCCGUGGCCCACCGGCUUCCGGCUGCCCACCAUGAUCAUCUCGUGCAUUCCGACGCACCGCAUCGGCGCCGUCCCCGCCCCCGACCUCACGCUGCCGCCCGCCUGGUUCGGCAGCCCUACGGGCGGCGUGCUCGUGGAGCUGGCGUACAAGACGCUGCAGACGCCGCUGCUGAACCAAAGCCGCAAGUUGGCCCAGCAGGGGUGGGUCAGCAUGGACGGUCUGGACCUGCUGCCCGAGCAGGGGUUUGCGCAGUUUGAGCUGUUUACGGGGCGGCGGGCGCCACGGCGGUUGAUGCGGGAGGAGGUGUUUAAGGCGCACAAGGACGACCAGGGACGGUCGAACUUGCCGCAGCUACAGGGGCGGCUAGACAAUAUUGUGAACCAGGAGCCGUAG